Molecule: messenger RNA, 375 nt
Organism: Hippocampus comes (tiger tail seahorse)
Lineage: Eukaryota; Metazoa; Chordata; Actinopteri; Syngnathiformes; Syngnathidae
Product: 40S ribosomal protein S11-like
Exons: 3
Coding region: 34-276 (80 amino acids)
Biological process (GO): translation
Cellular component (GO): ribosome; cytosolic small ribosomal subunit
Molecular function (GO): structural constituent of ribosome
Source: RefSeq, a predicted model, not a curated record
AAUUCAGCCCUCUUUACAACUCGGCUAGCCAAGAUGGCGGAUGCACAAACCGAGAGGGCUUAUCAGAAGCAGCCGACCAUCUUCCAGAACAAGAAGCGUGUUCUGGCCGUCGAUGGAGGCACGCAGAGCAAAGAAAAGCUCCCCCGUUACCACAAAAGUGUCGGGCUGGGCUUCAAAACCCCAAGAGAGGCUAUUGAUGGCACUUAUAUUGACAAGAAAUGCCCCUUUACUGGAAAUGUCUCCAUCCGUGGCCGUGUUCUCUCUGGUCAGUGUUAAAGGCUAUCCAGUGAUGCUUGUGAAUUGAAUUCGGCAUGGUGACCAAAAUGAAGAUGCAGAGGACCAUCGUAAUCAGAUGCGACUACCUGCAUUACAUUC